AGGUAUAAAGCGAUGGCGCACCAACGUCGCUAUAAGAGAUCUGCAGAAAAUUAUAUCACUCUAGCCCCCUCAUAUGAGCUCGUCCUCUCCAAAAAUGAACCAUCACAAAUCGACUCCACCUUGGCCGUGACCGUAGAAGAAGGUCAGUCAUUGAAUCUCAAGUGCACUGCGGGUGAAGGCAUUGACGAACGAACACUUCGGUUUGAAAAAGAGUUGGAAGAGAUCAAAGGCAGGCGAUCGCCACGAAGCGUCAGCCAACAAAUUUUCAACUUUGAAGAUGCUACACACAGUGGGCUCUAUGAAUGCUUUGCUCAAACAAGCAAAGGAGUGGAAUAUUCCAGAAAAAUGAGGGUGUCAACUAAGGCUGUCCUCCCCAAAGACUUCAUCCCUUGUCCUGGGGACGACGACUAUUGUGGAAGCAACGGACGAUGUGGUCUAAAGAGCAACGACAAGAUUUGUGUCUGCGAUCCGGGAUAUGUUGGUCAACGAUGUGAGCAUCUUCUGGUGAAAGAUUACCUAAUAACAACUGCAAAAGUUGUUGUUGGCGCUGGAGGGACUCUGAAUGUCGUCUUGAUCUUCUUAACGCUUCUAUUUGCCUGCUUAUUUAUGAAACAGAGAAGGCGUGUUCGACUCCUCGAGUCACGUCUUCCCGUCUCCAGUGAUGAAGAUACGUUCUGCACAAAACCACAGAACCCCUACAACGAUGGCGAUUCGGUCAGCCAUGAAAAGGCUCAACUGACCCGAUCAGAUGCGUUCGAACAACCCUUAACUCGAUCCACACGAUUCUCGUCGUUCCGUAAAUUUAGAAUUGCAGUUAGGGAUCGAUUAGUCGGCAAACCUUCCGGGAUCUCAGUCGAGUCACCAGCGGAACCUUAAGUUGUGAUCUCUGCUUCAGCAUAAAAUUCUCAUUCUAUUGUACACCACGAUCGUCAUUACAUAAUCGUCGUAAUAAAUUUGUCUUACCCUCAAUUUUUAAACCCGAAU
Cylicocyclus nassatus is the source of this 984-nucleotide messenger RNA. The record is from the annotation of a GenBank genome assembly. NCBI's taxonomy places the organism in Eukaryota, Metazoa, Nematoda, Chromadorea, Rhabditida, Strongylidae.